Messenger RNA from Acomys russatus (golden spiny mouse), 1083 nucleotides. It is a transcript of the gene Lyg2, whose product is annotated as lysozyme g2. Bases 1 to 1077 code for a protein of 358 amino acids. Gene Ontology annotation, molecular function: lysozyme activity. Gene Ontology annotation, cellular component: extracellular region. Gene Ontology annotation, biological process: defense response to Gram-positive bacterium; peptidoglycan catabolic process. The transcript is spliced from 8 exons. Lineage: Eukaryota; Metazoa; Chordata; Mammalia; Rodentia; Muridae. The record is from RefSeq and is a predicted model, not a curated record.
AUGCCUCAGUGUGACCUGCAAGGUGGCAUUGUUGGCAUGGUUGCCGGUAAUAACCUCUGUGCUUCUAAAGGCUGCCUCGGGGCAGCUGGUCCUGUGCAAAACUUCUUAUUAAUGAGCAGCCCUGACCAGAGUGUUGACUCUGUUGCUGCUGCUAAAGGCUUCUUCCACGGCGGGGAGACUUCCCCCCAGAGAUUGCAAGGGAGGAACUUCCUGUUAGAAAAACCUUCAGGUUUCAAAAUUAAUGUUUCUGUUUCAAACCAGGACAGGUCUCAACAGAUGAGUGUCAUCACCAUGGUGCCUUCCACGGUGUUCUGGGGCCUUCUAGCCCUCAUUGCGCAUGAUGGCUUGCUGGCUUCUGCUUUCAUCAUGCAGGUGAUCUCUCUCAGCGUCCCUAUUCACGCGGUGCUUUUGCUGCCUAACUCAGGUCCAUUCACAACUCUAUGCGCGAAUGCGAGAGAGUGGUACUCAUUCUGCCUUCCAGGCACUUCCAGGGGCUCAUACCCUUUCACCCACCCCGUAAACCCUCACCUGCAUCAUCGCCUGUACCAUGGCUGCUACGGAGACAUCAUGACCAUGGAGACUUUCGGGGCCCCCUGUGACAUAAACAGUCUGAUGUACUGUGGGGUCCACGGUUCGGAAAUGUUUGCCGAGAUGGACUUGAAAGCCAUAAGGCCUUACCGGGUCCUCAUCAAAGAAGUAGGACAGAGGCACUGCAUUGACCCAGCUGUCAUCGCAGCCAUCAUCUCCAGGGAAAGCCACGGUGGAGUCGUCCUGCAAAAUGGCUGGGACCAUAAGGGGCAGAGAUUUGGCUUGAUGCAGCUUGAUAAAAAAUUGUAUCAUCCUAUUGGUUCCUGGGACAGCAAAGAACACCUUCUACAGUCUGCUGGGAUUCUAGCAGAAAAACUUAAGGCAAUCCAGAGGAAAUUCCCCACGUGGAAUGCGGUCCAGCACCUCAAAGGUGGUCUGACUGCUUUCAAGUCAGGAACGGACGCUAUUGUCACUCCUGAAGACAUAGAAGCUGACUUAGCCGAUGAUGUUAUUGCCCGAGCUAAAUUCUACAAAAGACACGGCUUCUAGGUGGAG